This is a messenger RNA of Lottia gigantea (owl limpet), 495 nucleotides long. RefSeq lists its product as hypothetical. The transcript has 3 exons. NCBI's taxonomy places the organism in Eukaryota, Metazoa, Mollusca, Gastropoda, Lottiidae. The coding region runs from base 1 to 495 and encodes 164 amino acids. The record is from RefSeq and is a predicted model, not a curated record.
AUGUCCAAGAAAUACAUGCCCCGUCCGCCAUAUUGUUUUGGCGAGAUUCCUGAUUAUUCCACUCCGCCCAUGACAGUGGAGGAAUACCAGUAUUAUGAACGAGAGUUCUUUGGUUUUCUUGAAGAAAAAACAAUCCUCAAACCAGUAGAAGAAGGUGCUGGUUUAUUUCAAAGAUUCCUGCAGUUUACAGGAAUUUCAAAGAUCACUAAAUCUGAAGAUAAUAUGCCUGAAAUCAAGUUCAAUAUCCAGUACACUAACAAUGGUCAACUUGAAGGCGGAACAGGUGAUAAUUUGGAGUGCUUGAUAAAACCAACAGGAACUCCUAAACAAUCUAUCACAAAAAGAGUUGUCAAAACAGAAAAUAAAGCUACACAGACUGGCGACGUUGCUACUUGUGAUCAGGAAGUUCAGACAGUUAAACCGAAAAGAAGAGUUGUAAAAUCUAUUAGGCGAUUCUUCCGACGAUCAUUCAAGUGCUUCAAAACAGAAGAGUAA